UUUUCCCUAUGCAGUUAUUUUUCUUUGCUUUUGAUUGGAUUAAUCGCAGCGUAAUGUGAAUCCUCUUCUUAAUAAUCCGCGGUAACAAGUAUGCAGUACUAGAUUUUUGUAGGAUACAUGAUAUGUACAUAUGUAUAUAAAAGAGUCGAUUCAUUGAUUCGUUUUAAAUUUUCGCACGGUUUAUAUGUAAUUGUUUUUAGAUAAAUGUCGAACGGUAUCUUAAACGAUGUGAAACGUUGAUUCGUUUAAUUUAAUCUACACCUACAUACGUAAGCAGUCCGGUAUAUAAGAAUAACAGACAGAAGUAUACGCGAAGGUGGGUCGGUCACCUGGAGAUAACUGUAAAAUGUCAUCAACGAAUGUGUGUCAGGCAUGGAUUUGACGCUCCUCGGUGACACUUGUGGGAUCUGUUAUCACGUUAAUUAUAUUCUAUCGAUAUUAAUUUGAUCGGAAAAAGAAACGGCUACCUUGAUAACAGCAUCUUUUGUCGAUUAACUUGAAUAUAAUAAUAUAGAUAACAUGGAGGGACCAGAAGUAACAUUUUUGUUUCAAUUUGGUUUAACUCGUGACACUAUUACGGUCGACAGCAGCACAUUAACUCUUAAGACCCUCAAAGAAUUCGCCUGUGACUUUAUAAAUGCUAAAUGUCCAGAGCACGGUUUAAAUCAUUUGUUCGAACGAUUGCUUUUGUUUAAGCAUGAUUACAAUUCUACUAAUAUUCUACAACUUAUCACAAAUGCAACAGAAGUUGUAGACGAGGCAUUGGUGGAAAUUGUUUUAACUGCACAAGUGCCAAAUGAAGAAGUUCCCAUUCGUCCUCAUGCUUUAACUGUUCAUUCGUAUAAAGUUCCAACAUUCUGCGAUUUUUGUGGAGAAAUGUUAUUUGGUCUUGUUCGACAAGGUCUAAAAUGUGAAGGUUGUGGAAUGAAUUACCAUAAAAGAUGUGUUAUUAAAAUUCCUAAUAAUUGCUCACAUGAUGCCAGUCAAAGACGGCGUAGUUCGGCAAUGCUGAAUGUACCGAGAUCACCGAGUCAAGGAUCUACUAGUAGUUUGACUAGCAUCAGCGAUGAUAAUCAUAGUACAAAUAAUACACCGAACGUGAGCCAAAAUAAUAGUACUUUGACAAUACCAAGUAUAAUGGCUCCGAAACAAACCCGUUCUCCUUCGCUUGGAGGAAGACCAGUUUGGGUAGAACGAGAACUUGCAGCACGUAUAAAGAUUCCACAUACAUUUGUAGUGCACACAUAUACUAGGCCAACUGUAUGUGGACACUGUAAAAAGUUGCUAAAAGGUUUAUUUAAGCAAGGCCUACAGUGCAAAGAUUGUCAGUACAAUGCACACAAGAAAUGCAUUGAAAAAAUACCUAAAGACUGUACUGGAGAAAAUCCACGCGACAAUACAGGUAACGAAUAUCCAGAUAGUGGCGUUGGCAGUGAACCAGAAGGUAAAUGCGAUGGUAGAAAUGAAGAAGGUGAUGGUGAUAGUGAUGCUGAAUCUCCAUCACCCCCUCAACAUUCCUCGUUUACGAGAGACGAAUCAAAAGCGACAGAGGAGUACACUGAUCAAGUUCCAAGCAGUGAUGAUAUUAUUUACGAUGAAUUUCAAAAGUCAAGACCAUCGAGUUGCAGUUCCACACCAAGCAAUAAUAUUCCUUUAAUGCGUAUAGUGCAAAGUGUAAAACACACAAAACGACGUGGUUCAAAAGUGUUGAAAGAAGGUUGGAUGGUGCAUUUUACAAACCGUGAUCCAAUGAAGAGGAAACAUUAUUGGCGGCUUGACACAAAAGCCAUAACAUUGUUUCAAAGUGAUAGUAGUUCCAAAUAUUACAAAGAAAUUCCAUUAGUUGAAAUAAUAUCCAUUGAAGCUGCUAAGACAUCUCAUUCAAGUACAAUGCAUUGUUUUGAGUUAAAAACUGCCAAUAUUGAUUAUUAUGUUGGAGAAGAUACUUUAUACGGGGAUAAUUGUAGUCAAGUUUCUUCUCCGGAGAGUGGUAUUGGAGCUCAUAUAGCUAGAUCAUGGGAAACUAGUAUUAGACAAGCACUUAUGCCUGUAACUACUGUAUCAAGCAAUCAGAAACAGUCUACAGAACCAGAGGAAAAUAUUACAGAUAUGUCUCAAUUAUAUGAGAUCUAUCCGGAUGAAGUAUUGGGCUCUGGUCAAUUUGGUAUAGUAUAUGGUGGUGUUCAUCGUAAAAGUGGUAGAGCAGUUGCCAUAAAAGUUAUCGAUAAGUUGCGUUUUCCUACCAAACAGGAAGCACAACUUAAAAACGAAGUUGCUAUUCUGCAGAAUCUUUCACAUAGCGGAGUUGUUAAUUUAGAACGGAUGUUCGAAACUCCAGAACGAAUAUUUGUUGUUAUGGAAAAAUUAAAAGGCGACAUGUUAGAAAUGAUAUUGAGUUCAGAACUUGGCCGUCUUAGCGAAAGAGUAACCAAAUUUUUAAUUACACAGAUAUUGGUAGCACUGAAACAUUUGCAUAGCAAAAAUAUAGUACAUUGUGAUUUAAAGCCAGAGAACGUGUUGCUGAGUAGUGACAGUGAGUUCACGCAAGUAAAACUAUGUGACUUUGGUUUCGCAAGAAUUAUAGGAGAGAAAAGCUUCAGAAGAAGUGUCGUUGGUACUCCAGCGUAUUUAGCACCUGAAGUUUUAAGAAAUAAAGGUUACAAUCGAUCUUUGGAUAUGUGGAGUGUUGGUGUGAUUAUUUAUGUAUCUCUAAGCGGUACAUUCCCAUUCAAUGAGGAAGAAGAUAUUAAUGAACAAAUUCAAAAUGCUGCCUUCAUGUAUCCACCUACUCCUUGGCAAGAAAUCUCAUCCGAUGCGAUUGACUUAAUUAAUAAUUUGUUACAAGUAAAGCAAAGAAAACGUUAUACUGUUGAUAAGAGUUUACAACACACGUGGCUACAAGAUUAUCAAACGUGGUGCGAUUUACAAGAAUUGGAGGCAAAAGUGGGAUAUCGUUAUUUGACUCACGAAAGCGAUGAUGCUCGGUGGCAGGCAUAUAGUAAUCAGCGCACAUGACAGAACUCUUCGCCUAUUAUAAACAUCGAAACAUUGCCAAAUAAUUUGUCAAUACAUAAAAGUUGGGCUCACUCUGCUCGAGCCACAUUACGGCGUCUUAUUCGUGCCUGACUUGAACAAGUUCAUAAAAGGGAGUACAAUUUUAUCUUUCAUUUUAAAUGUUAGAUUAUUGAUAAUAAAUAACACAUCAUUGAUGAGCGUAUCUUCCAAAAUAUUUUACAUAGGAGGUAAGAAUUUUACUUAGUUACAAACAUUUUAAUCAGACUGCAAUAUGUAAGAUAAUUGAACAAAAGAUUGUAAAAAAACAGCAGCAGCAAUGUUAUGUAUAAAAGUUCAAGAAGGAACUUUAAUACUGAGAUUGAAUAUGUUUCAAUGUUUUAAUACUGUGAAUUUUCAUCAUAGUAACAAAUUACAAGGGACAUUUCAUAAGAUAGUAUACAUAUAUAUACACAUAUAUAGCACAGUCGUGACGUUUACUAAAAUUGUUCCUCUUAUUAUGGGACAAGUAAUUAAUCUACGCUCUUUCAUCAUUUUAAUACACUUCACAAUGCAUAAUAAUAUUUCACAUGUAGUUUGUAAGUGCUAAUUUCUUAGCAUGAAUGAUACACCAUAUUUUUCAGCUUGAUAUAGAAAAUUGUAGUAUGUUUUAUAAUUGCACACAUUUUCCUUAAAUU
Colletes gigas is the source of this 3689-nucleotide messenger RNA. RefSeq names its product serine/threonine-protein kinase D3 (gene PKD). Gene Ontology annotation, molecular function: protein serine/threonine kinase activity; ATP binding. The transcript is spliced from 13 exons. The record is from RefSeq and is a predicted model, not a curated record. Gene Ontology annotation, biological process: protein phosphorylation. Bases 520 to 3015 code for a protein of 831 amino acids. Lineage: Eukaryota; Metazoa; Arthropoda; Insecta; Hymenoptera; Colletidae.